Molecule: messenger RNA, 4896 nt
Organism: Pantherophis guttatus
Lineage: Eukaryota; Metazoa; Chordata; Lepidosauria; Squamata; Colubridae
Gene: SCML4
Product: Scm polycomb group protein like 4
Biological process (GO): negative regulation of DNA-templated transcription
Cellular component (GO): nucleus
Molecular function (GO): histone binding; chromatin binding
Source: RefSeq, a predicted model, not a curated record
CACGGGCGCUUCGAGCCACGGCUUAAGUUUCUCCGGCUUCAAGCUAAUUAAUAGCGUCUUCUUUGGAACUGUUCGGUGUCGGGGGCAAAAACAACAACAACAAAAAAAUCCCUUUCGCGGGUUUUUUGUUUUUUUUUUAAAAAAAAAAAACCGUGUCCGUGAGACUGACACUCUGUGGGUGUGUGCUCCUUUACUUAUGAAUCAUUUGCCAUUCCUGCCUCCAAGACUGGAUUCUGUUGACAUGCAGUCUUCUAGAAUUCCAGGCCGAAAAAGAGGAAGACCUCCGCUCCAUUCCAGCCCUAUGAAAAUGGCAGUUCAUAAUCUUUACUCUUCAUCUCCUGGUUCUCUGCCGGUUGUGAAAAUCCCAAAGAAGCGAGGGAGAAAACCUGGAUAUAAGCUGAAAUCUCGUGUUCUAAUGACUCCUUUAGCAAUCUCCCCACCAAGAAGCACCCCAGAACCUGACAUUAGUUCAAUCCCCCAGGAUGCGGCUACAAUUCCCAACUCGGCAGCACCGCAAGCCCUCACAGUCUGCCUUUAUGUCAACAAGCAAGCGAAUGUGGGGCCAUACCUUGAGCGAAAGAGAAUACAGCAACUCCCAGAUCAUUUUGGACCUGAACGACCUUCCAUGGUGCUACAGCAGGCAGUUCAAGCAUGCAUUGAUUGUGCCCACCAGCAAAAGACUGUCUUCUCACUUGUCAAGCAGGGCUAUGGCGCUGAAAUGGUGUCAGUUUCUGCCUCUUUUGAAGGAAAACAGCACCUCUUGAGUCUCCCAGUUGUGAACAGUAUUGGUUACGUUUUGCGAUUCCUCAAAAAGCUUUGCCGUAACUUAUUAUGUGACAAUCUUUUCAGCAACCAGCCUUUUCCACAAUAUAAUACUUCUGAAAACCCAGAAGAGUAUGAAAAUGGACAGAUGGAAUCAGCAGAAACAGUUAUACCUGAAGAUUAUCUGGUUGAUCCACUGGCUACAAAGCAUUACAGCAUUGAUCCCUCUGAUUCAGCAUUUAAUUGCAUGGGAUCAUUGUACUCUAUGAGACAGAGUUCUGGAGAGGGACGGCACGGUGGAGGGUCAUCGUCUUCCUGCAGUCAUCGUUCUGCUCAAGUGGCUUCAGGAGGCCCAUCAACCGCUACUCUGAGGCAUCAAACAUCAAGCCCAACCAGAAACGGAACCAUUCUGGAAGGAAACAGAAAUGCCUCCAGUCCAUCUCCAGAAAGACAGGAUGCCACAAGACCCACAAGCAAAAAUCCUUUGACCUGGACUGUUGAUGACGUGGUAUGGUUUGUUAAAGAUGCAGAUCCUCAUGCUUUAGGACCCCACGUGGAACUCUUCAGGAAACAUGAGAUUGAUGGCAAUGCUCUCUUGCUACUGAAAAGUGACAUGAUCAUGAAAUAUUUGGGUCUGAAGCUGGGACCAGCACUCAAACUCUGUUAUCACAUCGAUAAAUUGAAACAAGCCAAGUUCUGAUGCUUUUUUAAAAGACCGAACAAUUCCAAUAUAAAUCAAGGAAGUAGAUGAAAGGUAACAAGUUGCCUUAUGGGAAGAUAAUCCAUUUUCAAGCUGCUUCUCCUCUGUUUUGUACUGAGAACUUGGCCUUUCUAAAAGUGUUCAUCUUCACCAUUUUAAUUCUACGAAGGGGGGGGGAGGGCUGACGUGUUUUGCUGAUUUGUGUGAAUACUUUUCCAAAAAAAGGUAUACAAUUAUAAUUAUUUUGUAUUAUUCAUAUUGUUAUUGUUAAUAUUAUUAUUAAGCCCUAUUUUUGUAAUCAUAAAAGAAAAAUUGUACGCUAAAAGAUCUUCCCUACUUUUUAGAAAAGGAGAAAUUUGAAAAGCUUUAGGAAACCUUCUUCUGGGCUGCUUCACUUAAGCCUGGCCAUUACAUCUGGCCAUGUCAGGUGACUUGCCUUAUGAAUUUGCUAUCAAGAGUCAGAGCACUCUCAUAUCACGUCAAACAGAGUGGUUUUCAAUUGGAAUCAAUGAAUGCAUUUAGCUGCCAGUCAUCAAUUGUAGUCUAGCAACAUUUAUGCUUCUGCGAACAAACUCAUAAUCUAAUUCUUUUGUGUAACCACACAUGCAUUCCUUCAACAGGAGACCCAUCUAUAUAUUGCCCAGUGAUCUGGGAGGAUCACAGAAUAUACUGGGAAUAAGAAGAUAAAAAUUGUGCAUUUACUUGGUGAUACACUGCGAAUUUAAUCAUUUUACGUGGCAUUCAGCCUGUAAACCGACUGAACAGCUAACUGUACGCUGUUCUCCAGGUUCUUCCUUGCUACCCUGAAUCAUAUGCUUUCCUACAUAGUCAUCAGCAUGAAGGUUUCAGUAAUGUGAUUUUGGAUAUCCAGGAGCAUGUCGGCAACAGAUUGUUUUAUAACAUGAUAAGUAUACAACAUGUCACCAGUUGAAAAUAAUGAGGAAAUAUCCCUUCUCUAGUCUGCCCCCAAAAUCUAGGACAUUACAGUAAUGUAGAAACCCACAGUUUCUUUAACUCUUGACUGCCCAAGCUCUAGAUCAAAGGACGUGACCAAAUAUUCAUACUUCAUAGAACUGCUCCAUCCUCUUUGAAAAUGUUAUGUGACAAUUGUUAACAUCACUGGAACAAAAGUCACAGAUGCUAAUUUGCUUAGUCAUUCUUUGGUGGUUAGCUGGCUUACCAAAGCUGUCCUGAAUGUGCAGAGAAACAGACUGCAAGGAGCAAGAGGUCACAUAUCUCCCAAAGCUUUGAAGUGAACAACAUCUGCCUGCUCCAAGCUUGAAGUAACUCAAGGGAAGUAUAUAUUUUAGCAACUUGUAAUAGAAAGAUUGCUUGUUGCUGGCCAGGAACCAUUACCAGUGAUUGCUUAGCAGUCAAAUUUGUAAUCCACUCUGAGCCACAUUUUGUACCAACUUUGAUGUGAUUUGGUUAACUAAAAUAAUACUGCAGUUAAUUAUUUGAUGCGUGCAUGGUGAUCAUAGGUUGAUUAGAUAAGAGCCAGGAAACCUACAAAUUUGUAUCCAAUUAACUGAACAUAUUAUGUUAUACUAUGGUAUUAUGGGAAAACUGUCCGGUGGUUUGCACUAUUUUGAAAACUUGAAUUAUUUCAGUAGAAACAGGAGUAUUUCUCUCUCUUAUCUGAAGUAUUCUGUUUUGUCACAAGAGGAUUUGAUGUUAAUCAACUCCAGUCUUGAGCUGUGAUAGCAUCAUUGCACUCUAAAGAGCAACUUUCCCUUGAGUGAUAUCUCACCUUUAAUCAAAUAUGGGUUUAUAGCUUCCACUCUAAUCAACCCUUCCUGCUGCAGAUUGUGCUUCUACUUUUCACAUGUAGAAGAGAGUUUUUGGAUUGAUACCAGAACAGCAAAUGAAAGUCCUACGGUCAGGAGUUUGGGAUAGGAAGCCCACGAACCAAACAAAUUUCUUGACCAACAAUUUUCCUUCUUGGCCUGGUCCUAUUCUGCAAGUAUUGUGUAAUUGGAAUGAGGGGGGCACCCCACACAGAUAAUGCAUCAGGAACAGUGGUGGGAUUCAGCCAGUUUGCACCACUUCGGGAGAACCGGUUGUUAACUUUUGAGCAGUUUGGCAAACUGGUUGUUGGAAGAAAUCAUUAGGGCAGAGAACCGGUUGUUAAAUUACUUGAAUCCCACCACUGAUCAGGAAGAAAGGUAAAAUAAUUAAACACUGCACUCUAGAAGAAACAUACAUUAUCAUUAAUUUUAUCUUGUGGCUGAAAUUACAAAAAUUGCAUUAAUCAUCAACAGAUGUGUUAUCCUAUACAGUUGUACUACAUGUCUGCCAUUAUUCCAUCUACAUUGCUACAUCUGAUAAACCGUGGGAGAAGGUGAGAACAAGAUCUUUUAAGUGAUAAAUUGGAAAAAUUGAAUAAUACCUUGUUUUUCUCGGUUUAAAAAUUGUGUGUAAGUACAUCUCAGAGAAAAAAUAUUGGGAAUAUUGGGAAUGUAUCGGGAAUAUAUAUUGGGAAUACAUUACAGUUAUUCUAACCUUUUUGUUUAGAUUAACAUAAUCUCAAAUACCCUGGAAAUAUUCAGAGUAUUGGUGUCCAAAAAGAGAACAGAUACAUAUAUUCUUAUUGUUAUUAACUUGAAUAAUGUUACAUCUUGUUGCUGCAAGGCAUGGACUUUUCUACAUGCAUCAGAUGUUUUACAAAUAGGGAAAGAGGCCACUUGGAGUUUGUCACAUGCACAAUGUCAGCAUAUCCACAACUACUGGUCCUUAGAGGUCCAUAACUUGGCAUCCUGUUAGCAUAAUUGCAGGAUGGGUCCCACAGGAACCUCCCGCUUGCAAACGAGCAGUUGUCUUUCAGAAUCGUCUUAUUAUGGUUAGAUCACCUUCUCAUUAGACUGGAGGUAUAUAUAUAUAUACAUAUCUUGAUCUCUAGGGGUUUAAACUAUUUUUGUAAGCACAUUUAAAUCAGGUCAAGCCCUCUGAGGUUUGGUCAAUUAAACUGAAAUACAUAUGUGAAUAAGCUUAACAGUGUAUCCAAUAACUGAAGAAGUAAGCUCUGAGGUGGCAUAGAGGAUUAAUUCCUUUAACUUGAAAAUUUGGGAACACACGAACAAGAUAUUUGUACAGUUGUACAGUUAAGCACAAUUCUUGCUUUUUAAGACAAAAUUGUUCUGUUUCAUCUGAGUGUAUAUAGAGUUGAAUAUAACUGUACUGUUGAAUUCUGCAAUCCCAUGACAAUCUUGUCUCAUUCUUACUCCUCAAUGGGGACAUGAUUUUGUCCUUUAAGUGCAAUUCUUUGUUCUGUUUCAUGGAAAUAACCAUAUGUAAAUAUUGUUCCUCUUCAACAAGCAUUCAAUUUUCAUGAAGAUGUCUCCCAUUUUGAUGAAUCCUUGUGAUUUUUUUUAUGAUUAAUCAAGAUAUCCACCUCAUUAUGUUAGCUUAUCCCACAUUAAAAGGCUGUAUUGGUU